This is a messenger RNA of Callorhinchus milii (elephant shark), 1506 nucleotides long. RefSeq names its product zinc finger protein 664-like. The coding region runs from base 40 to 1506 and encodes 488 amino acids. The record is from RefSeq and is a predicted model, not a curated record. Gene Ontology annotation, biological process: negative regulation of transcription by RNA polymerase II. Gene Ontology annotation, molecular function: DNA-binding transcription repressor activity, RNA polymerase II-specific. NCBI's taxonomy places the organism in Eukaryota, Metazoa, Chordata, Chondrichthyes, Chimaeriformes, Callorhinchidae. The transcript is spliced from 4 exons.
CAGAUAUAAAUAUGAGCUGCCAACACAAGGCAGGGGAGAAUGUCUGAGAAAACCGAAGGGAGCGACAUGGAGUGUGGAACUACUUCUGGGAAAGGCGAUCAAAUCGCAAAGGGGUUCAGCUCCAAACGCAACCGAGUGAGCGGAGGAGAGGCCGGGAGCAGCAGAUACGGUUUGAGAAAGAGGCAGAGAAGAGAUUGCACUGAGGAAAGGGAUCUUCCUGCCGAUGAUUACCUGUCAGCCAAAGUGGAUGAUUCUGAGGCUCAUCCCUGGCCUCAUGCCGGCGUUGUGUUGACUCGUGCCGAGUUCCUCCAGGAACACAGCAGAAGACAUCCCGAGUUCCAUAAAGACACAUCAACAACGCAGACUGCUCGUAGCGCAAACGAUGCUUUGCAGCAGAGAGAGUGUCAGGAAUCUAUCGUAUUUCAUGUUGAGGAAAACCGAGUCUCGCAAACAGGAUCUCUACAGGGUCACAAGCAAUCGAACACAGGAGAUAGACUGUAUAAAUGUUCCCGAUGUGGUGAGACUUUCAUACAUUCAGGGCACCUCAAGAGACACCAGCAAUCACACCGAGGAAAGCGUCUGUAUGAGUGUCUGGAAUAUGGGAAGAGGUUCAAAAUGUUGGGCAGUCUGAAGAUACACCAUCGAUCCAACACAGGAGAGAGGCCAUAUAAAUGUUCAGAAUGUGGAAAGAGUUUUGCAACGUCAACUGAUCUCCAUAGACACCAUCGAUUUCACACAGGAGAGAGGCCAUAUGAAUGUGUUCACUGUGGAAAGAGUUUCGCAACGUCAGGUUAUCUCCAGAUACACCAUCGGUAUCACACAGGAGAGAGGCCAUAUGAAUGUGUUGAAUGUGGAAAACGUUGCACAACUUCAAGUCAACUCCAAAUACACCAACAAACACACACAGGUGAGAAGCCAUAUAAAUGUGCAGAAUGUGGAGUGAGUUUCAGAGCAUCAGGAUCGCUCAAAAUACACCAUCGAUCACACACUGGAGAGAGACCGUAUAAAUGUGCUGAGUGUGGAAAGAGUUUCAUUGCUUCCGGAUCGCUCAAAAUACACCAUCGAUCACACACCGGAGAGAGACCAUAUAAAUGUGCUGAGUGUGGAAAGAGAUUUUCAAAGUCGAGUUAUCUCCAGAUACACCAUAGAUCACACACAGGAGAGAGGCCAUACAAAUGUAAACUGCAUAAAUAUAACGAAUGUGGGAAGAGUUUUGUUCAUUCAGGGGAUCUCCACAAACACCAGCGGAUACACACAGGAGAGAAAUCGUUUGAAUGUAAUGAAUGUGGGAAGAGUUUCACAGAGUCAGGAAGACUCCGAAAACACCAGCGAACACACACAGGAGAGAAACCGUAUAACUGCUCCCAAUGUGGGAAGAGUUUCACACGUUCAGUGACACUCCCCAGUCACCAGCGGAUACACACAGGAGAGAAACCGUAUAAAUGUGCGGAAUGUGGGAAGAGUUUUGCGAACUCCCAACACACGAAACACCAGAAAUUGCUGUGA